Molecule: messenger RNA, 4553 nt
Organism: Dreissena polymorpha
Lineage: Eukaryota; Metazoa; Mollusca; Bivalvia; Myida; Dreissenidae
Product: ras-like GTP-binding protein RHO
Exons: 5
Coding region: 2265-3230 (321 amino acids)
Biological process (GO): small GTPase-mediated signal transduction
Molecular function (GO): GTPase activity; GTP binding
Source: RefSeq, a predicted model, not a curated record
UUGCGAAUGACGUCAUGAUCGACCAUGAACACGUCAGCAUGCUAAUGACGUUGCUAAGGGCACCGUUCGUCGUAGACUUCGUAGCGCCAUGACCUUCUGGCAACUCUGGUUCCUCUGGCUUUCUGACCUCUGUAAACACAUACGCUUCAUAAAAGGAUUUAUUCAUCAUGCCGCACCCUUUAAUUGCUUGAUGGAGGCCGGUCGAGCGUUUAAUUGGGGCGAUGAACAAGAAAGUGCGUUUUUGGAACUGAAAACUGUAUUGACAGGGAAAGAGGUCAUGUCGUAUCCACAGGAUGACGGAAUAUUUAUUGUUGAUACUGAUGCAAGUAUUUUCGCGAUUGGUGGAUGUUUAAGUCAGAUGCAGUUGUUUUAAGUGGCAAAGGAAUAUGAAGCCAAACCUCAUCCUUGCGAGCAAAGAACUUGAUAAAUGCCAGCGUCGUUACUGUGCAACAAGAAGAGAGCGUUUGGCUGUUGUUACAUUUGUGACACAGUUCAGACAUAACCUAAUAGGUAAAGAGUUCGUUUAGCGAACUGAUUGUUCAAGUUUGAGAAGGAUUAUGUCAUUCCGAUCACCAACAGAUCAAAUGGCAAGAUGGUUGGAAGUCUUAUCGCAGUGCGAUUUUUGGAUACAACACCGAAGUGGCCAAAACAUGUUAAUGUUGACAGCCUUGGUUGAAUACCCAGUGAACCAGGAGCAUGUGAGUGUUAUGAAGGACAUUUAACACUAGGGGAGCUACCGUGUAAGGGGUGUGACUCAUGUUUGAGGAAACAUAAGCAGUGUUCAGAUUUCUCUCAAUUUGACGACGCGGUUCCUUUAUUUGCCAAAAGGAAUGCUGAGACAGCACAAACCUCACGAGUUUACAAAGUAAAACUUCAUGAAUCCGGAUUCUGGAGUUGAAUUUUCGUGCUGCUCCUGCUUCAGGUGUUUAAGUUGUUCAACAACUUUGUUGCAAGUUUCGUGUAUCGGGGAUUACUCAGAAUUGGGGACUAUUGUCGCUACCGGAUCUUCCGACUGCGCUUCCGUGAACAUUCGGACAACUCUGAUGCAGCUCACAGUGCAAAGUCGGGUGACAGAAACUCUGAAAUGUAGAAUAAAGACAGAACCCUUACAUAAGGUGAAUUAUCAUCUUCUGUUAAAAGUAUUUUGAAUUCGGCACAGUUAACUGUUCACCACAGAGAAUGGCCAAACUACAAAUGUGGGUAUCAUCACAGACAGCUAGCAAGGUCAAGAAAGAUGGUAUUAUGCCCCGGUAUUAUUCGACAAAGAAAUCCAGUCCACCGUUACCAAACCUAGUGCCCCACAACAGCCUGAUUUAAUGGCCGUUUAGCUGAUAAAGUGGUCAAUUAAUUGCUUAUUGUUUACAUCCGAGCAGUUAUACUUUGAUCCUACAGAUCAGAACUGGAAUCGGUCUAUCAGCAUGUUACACCUAAGUGCACAAGUUAAUAUAACACGUGUGUGUCUGCAGUGCAAAAAUUGAAUAAGCAGUGUGUUCUUUUAUAGUUUAUAGUUUAUAGUUCCAAACCAAUGACUUUUGUAUACAUUUUGUGCUAAUUUGUUGGAUAAAGUGAGUGUUUAUAGAGUGUUUGCAAAGUUCACUUGAUUUAAAACCGUGAACACUUGGAUUUAUUCUAUUUCAGAAUCAAACAUUUGCGCCAUAUUCUUAUAGCAUGUUGUAUAAUAUAUGUUUAUUUAAUAAGUAAGGCGCACAGGACGAUUUAGCAGGACGACUGCUACUUCUAAUUGUAUUAACGUAAUAAAUUUGUUGUGCCAAAAUUAUACAUGCGUUUAUGUUAAUUUUAAGUUAUAAGUGUAAGGCACUUAACGCGGACGGAUAUCAGGACUUAUGUGUAAUAGUGAUAUUUGUGAUUGUGUGAAUUCGUGCAAUUGAAUAUUAAUACUUUCUAGUAAUAAGUUGGACAAUUAAAGAAAAGUUUGUGGAUGUGCUUGUGUGCUUACUUUGCAUGUGACCACAAAUGUAUAUUCAUGUUUUCAUAUAAUCAAACUCUUACAAUGUUUAAAUAUAAGGCAUGACGUUGCAGAUCAAGUUUUCUAAGAAUAUUAUUUCGUUGAAUUGGUUUAUUGAUAAUUAAAAAGAGAGUAUGGUAAAUGCUUCAUUAUAUUGAGUGAUAAAUAUGUGUAGUUUGUAUUGAGAAGUUAAUUGCAAUACAAGUUAUUGUAUAUGGAUGUUCUUGUCAUGCUAUGUAGUAAUUUACAAGUGAUAUUCCUUGUUGUGGAGGUUUCUAAUCGUGUACAGGUAAUUUAAAUGGACGAUUCAUGUCAUAUUACGGGAGAGGACAGAAUGGCCGCCAUACGAAAGAAGUUAGUUAUUGUUGGUGAUGGUGCUUGCGGAAAAACCAGCCUUUUAAUUGUGUUUAGUAAAGAUCAAUUCCCACAAAAUUAUGUACCAACUGUGUUCGAGAACUAUGUUGCUGAUAUCGAAGUAGAUGGUAAAAAGGUGGAGUUGGCACUGUGGGAUAAAGCUGUGCAUGAGUAUUACGACAGACUGCGUCCCCUCUCCUACCCAGACACGGACGUCAGUCUCAUGUGCUUCUCUAUCGACAGCUUGGACAACAUCCCCGAGAAGUGGACGCCAGAGGUGAAACACUUCUGUCCGAACGACCCCGUAAUCCUCGUUGGCAACAAGAAAGAUACGCGUAACGAUGAAGCCACCCGACGUGAACAUAGGAAAAUGAAACAAGCGCCUGUUCGUCUAGAAGAUAGGAGAACGAUGUCAGAACGCAUAGCAGCAUUCUGCUACCUGGAAUAUUCGGCUAAAACAAAGGAAGGUGUUCGGAAAGUGUUUGAGAAAGCCACCAGGGCGGCUUUGCAAGUGGAGUUGUUGCUGUGUGAUUCAGCUGGACAGGAAGAUUACGACAGACUGCGUCCCCUCUCCUACCUAGACACGGACGUCAUUCUCGUGUGCUUCUCUAUCGCCAGUCCCGACAGCUUGGAAAACAUCCCAGUGAAGUGGAAGCCCGAGGUGAAACACUUCUGUCCGAAUGUCCCCAUCAUCCUCGUUGGCAACAAGAAAGAUACGCGUAACGACGAGAACAUCAAGGAGCCAGUCCGUACGGACGAGGGAAGAAGCAUGUCGGAAAAAAUCAAUGCUUUUAGCUAUCUAGAGUGUUCAGCCCAAACCAAGGAGGGCGUGCGUGAAGUGUUUGAAACUGCCACCCGUGCCGCUCUACAGGUGAAACAGAAGAAGGGCUGGGGGUGUCAGCUGUUAUAAUGAUUGGUGCAAGCGUAUUUGGGAUGGUUGUACUGACUGGUGAAUGGAGCUGGUGUGAGCAGAGACAUGUUGUUUUCACUGUGUAAUUGGCUUGUAUUACGUGACUCUGUGAACCUAUAGCAGUAUCCUCUUUCAUCUACCUGUAGUUAAGACCAAGACUUGUGACAAUAUGUCGAUUAACUAAAGCACCACAGCUUAUGUCUGUUGGAUAUUUUCUAGCUAAUGAUAGCUUUGGGGUUUUUUUAGAUUUCUUUCUGUUAACAUACAAAUAUCUUGGCAUUAGAACUGUUAAAAUAUUCAAUCAAUUUUCUUACUUUUUUGUCGAAAGGGAAUCUAUUAAUAGCCACUGUUGUCAUUAGUAAAUCGUUGGUUUAAAGAAGGAGCCAUAGCAUGUUACAUUUUCUUUUUCAUUCAGAGAAUGAUCAGAACUGUUAAUAAAUCGGCAGACACCUAUUCAUGCAUUUUAAUUUUUGGUGUUAACUUUCUUAUUUAGUAUGCAGAAAGUGAGUGAUGAAUUCACCAUUGAGCAUACGCCAUUGCUAUAAUAUGUUGACAUCUCCAGAAUUCACAAUUUGUGGCUGUUUGCAUGAACAAAAUAUAAGGCAUUUUAGACAUAUAAUUAUAGAAUGUAACAAUUAGUAUCGGCUUAAUUUCAUGAAGCAUAUCCGUUUGGAUAGUCUUGUCCAUUUCCUAGUUCUUAAAUAUUUAGAACACCCUUCUUAAUUUUCAAUAUACUCAAGUCAAAGACAUGGCCAUUCCUCCUUGUUUAAAUAAAAAAGUUUAUGUAGCUUCAACACUUUACACAAGUGAGCUUAAAAAGUGCAAAUGAUAGGCGGUGCUAAACCGUAAGUCAGAAUGUGUGUGUCUUGUAUUUAAUUUAACUGUAAAAUAAUUAAGUCUGUGAAAGCAGCGUUCUUAUUGCUGUAAAGCUGUAUCUGCUAAAAAUGUUGUAGAGAAGUUUGAUGGAAGAUUGUAAUCGAUUCUUAAUAUACACAAACUUUCUUAGUUCAUACAAUUUAUUACAUCUGUACUGUUUAUUGUAUUCAUUUAACUUUCAUGUACCGUUAUAUGGAUGUAACUUUACUUUCCAAACCCCUGCCUGUGUUCAAUGGCACUAAUUACAAAAAGAUGUAUUUUUUGUGAUAAUCAGUUCUAUAUAGAUCUGCAGUAUUGUUUUUGUAUAGCUCAUACAGUACAAACGUGGGAGUAUUUCCUUACAAAUACAUGUAUUACGAUAUUUACUGUUGGUUGGUUGUGGAAGAUAAGCAUGCUGCCUAUGUAUGCUACAAAUUAUCCGUUAUUUUUAUAAGUGCAUUUUGGUUA